This is a messenger RNA of Haemonchus placei, 405 nucleotides long. NCBI's taxonomy places the organism in Eukaryota, Metazoa, Nematoda, Chromadorea, Rhabditida, Trichostrongylidae. The record is from the annotation of a GenBank genome assembly.
CUGAUUAAUUCCCUUUUACAGGUCCGAUCAAAAACGGCAGCUGCAACUUCGGCACGAGGCCGUCGUACGGUAGUUACAGCGGCUUUGAUUUUCGGUACAUUCCUGGUUGGAUGGACUCCGGCCAGCAUUCUGUACCUGCUCACCGCUGAUGGCAUGCCACUAUUUCGUAAAUCAGGACUAUUGAUCAGUGUCCUAUCGAUCGUUGUUCUAAUCAAUAUUAUGAUCAAAUCACUUACCAACCCAAUCAUUUAUGCAACUAGGAUACCCGAAAUUCGACACUUUGUUCUUCAUCGUCUUUUGUGGCGUAUCGUUCCACUACGCGAAGAUACAAGCGCUCGUGAAGAUGUGUCCAGGAAAACGGAAACGAAGCUAUUGCGCAGUUCUGAACAACCACACCUUGUGUAG